AUGCUCCCCCAGGAAGUUGCGAUCAAGAUCGAGCGAUGGAUGAGGAUGCCGUCCUCCCAGAUCCUCUGGGUCGAGGGACCGGUGAGCACGCACUGCGAGGAGCAGCUAACCAACGCGGCAAAACACAUCGUGAGCCUCGUUCUGGAUGCGGGCAUCGCGUGCGUGUCCUUCUUCGGAAGGCCGAGGCUGCGGCGGCCCAACAGCACCCCUGCUACCGGCGGCGACGCUGGGAAGCCCGGCCGUCGCCGGUGGGAGGGACCACCGCCUACCCCGCGCGAGGCCACAGCGACAGCCCUCCUAUACUCGGUGGUGGCGCAGCUGGUGCACCUCCUCCCCGGCGAGUUCGACUGCCCGGCCUCGCCGAGGUUCGAGGAGGCGUUUGGCGCCCUGGACGGCAGCCCGGCGAGCCAUCCCGCCGCCCUCGACCUUGUCCGCGCCAUGCUGCCACUCUCGCCGCCGACGCUCGUGCUCGUGUUUGACAGGCUGCAUCUGGCAGACGGCGCGGCGACAAGGCCGGUGCUCGGCGCGCUCGUCGGGCUGCUGCGGGCUCACGGGGCGGGGACCGGCCGAGUCGUCAAGGUCAUGUUCACAACUGCCGGGUCCUGCCCGCUGCUCGCCAAGACGCUAGAGAAGGGCGAAAAGGUCGAUGCAGGCAGGAUGGCUCAGGCCCGACUGGGGCAACCGCUCAAGGGCUGGAGCUCGAGUUCGGGGCUUGGGAAGAGGGGCAAAAAAAACCAGAAACCGGUGAAGAAGAGGGGAGUGCGGCCUCCCCAGAGUAAUUCUUGA
Messenger RNA from Gaeumannomyces tritici R3-111a-1, 786 nucleotides. RefSeq lists its product as hypothetical. The transcript is spliced from 2 exons. Lineage: Eukaryota; Fungi; Ascomycota; Sordariomycetes; Magnaporthales; Magnaporthaceae. The coding region runs from base 1 to 786 and encodes 261 amino acids. The record is from RefSeq and is a predicted model, not a curated record.